AGCGAGAGAGAAAGAGAGAGAAAUGGCUGUGCUGUGCUUAAUAAAACACUAGCUUGUAGCUCUCAAGACUUUUCUCUCUUUUCCUUCUCUCUCUCUCUCUCUCUAGGGAUUGAAGAGUCGUAGCAGCCACACAUAUCCACUCUCCCAAACACCAACCCCCCUUCUCUCUCUCUCUCUCAAAAAAAAAAAAAAAACACGAAAGGUAAAAAUGGAUUGAUAAUUCGAAUCUCCAUCGAAUUAGGUCACUUUGUCACUCCAUUUCCCUUGGAAUCAAUCAGGGUUUGGUGUUUUUGUUGGUGUAGUAUUUACGAUCUCUGAGUCGGCGUCGUCUUUCUGUAAAUUUGAAGCCUAUAAAAUCACUGGUUUUCUGCUAUGGAAGAUACACAGUCAGUUGCUACACUCGUAGACUCAACUACCUCUAAGAUACAGCAGCUUCAGAAAGCAUUUGCUGAACUUGAAAGUCAUCGUGCUAUAACACUUAAUAUGAAAUGGAAAGAACUUGAGGAACAUUUCCAUGGGCUUGAGAAGUCCUUGAAGAGACGCUUCCAUGAGUUGGAAGACCAAGAAAAAGAGUUUGAGACAAAAACAAGGAAAGCUCGAGAGAUUUUGCAAAAGCGUGAAGCAGCUGUUGUAGCCAAGGAACAAGCCUCAUUGUUGAGGUUACAAGAAAAGAGAGAUGCUGCUGUUUUUGCCAUUACUAAUUCUCUAGAGAAGCAUAGGAAGUUAUCAUCUGAAGAGCCUGCUGAUGUCAGCUGUGAUGGAGACAGUGGUGAACUGUCGGUUGAGGAGAAACCACCUGAUUCUGUAGCUUCUGAAAGUAACUUGGAGGACAUCAAAAGUUCUAUUGAGAAUGGAAAUUUUGAGGUGAAAUCUUAUCCCCAACUGGUAAAACUAUGUGAAGAGAUGGACUCUGAAGGACUGCACAAGUUUAUAUCAGAUAACCGAAAGAACCUUGCUGCCCUAAAGGAGGAAAUCCCUUGGGCAUUGAAAGCUGCAGCAAGCCCAGCUUGCUUAGUCCUGGAAUCUUUGGAAGGAUUUUACCUUUCAGAAGUGCCAAAUGUGGAUGGAAAGAAAGAUUCAAAUCUAUUGGGUCUCAGGCGAACCUGUAUCAUGUUGAUGGAAUGUCUUAGCUUUUUGCUAAGUAAUCUGGAUGUGGUUUCUGUUUGUGCUGUAAUCUCUGAAGAUAUUAAGGAGCAAGCAAAGUCGAUUGCUGAGGAAUGGAAACCAAAGUUGGAUGCUCUUGACAUUGAUGCUAGUAAUGGUAACUCAUUAGAAGCUCAUGCUUUCCUGCAACUCCUUUCUACUUUCGGUAUUGCCUCUGAUUUCAAUGAGGAAGAACUUUCAAGGCUGAUACCAAUGGUCUCUCGUCGUCGACAAACAGCUGAUCUCUGCCGUUCCCUUGGUUUGUCUGAAAAAAUGCCAGGUGUAAUUGAAGUUCUGGUGAAUAAUGGAAGGCAGAUUGAUGCAGUUAACCUGGCUUUUGCAUUUGAGCUUACAGAGCAGUUCUCACCUGUACCCUUACUAAAAUCCUACUUGAAGGAGGCAAGAAAAGCUUCUUCACCUGUCAAGCCUGGAAAUGCCUCACCCUCUGCUCAGACUGAGGUUAAUGAGCGAGAGUUGACUGCUCUUAAGGCUGUGAUCAAGUGCAUUGAGGAGCAUAACCUUGAGGAGCAAUACCCUAUUGAUCCGCUCCAGAAGCGGGUCCUCCUGUUGGAGAAGGCUAAGGCAGACAAGAAGAGGGCAACUGAAGCUGCAAAGCCUCAACCCAAGAGACCUCGUGCCAAUGGUGCAGGAUAUGGUCCCCGAGUCACUAACGGAGCUGCAGACAAAGCAUUCUAUCCUAGAGUCACAGAUAGGUACCCGCAGUACGUGUAUGACAGACCCUAUGUUUACACUGGACCUGCUGACAACCACGGCCCCUCUCUUCUUGGUUCUGCCACCUACAACUUCUCUCCUAGUCAUGGCAACUACUUUGGAAAUGGCUACCAGUAUCAGGCUCCGUAUCUUCACUAAUUUCCAAACAUGGCUAAAAGGUGACUGCGAUCCUCUCACAUUAGCUGUUAGCCUUAACCCUUGAGUUCCUUCCAUGUUGCAGUGUAUGAAUGGAUUUAGUAUUAAAAAGAAACAAGAAAAAAGAAAAAAAAAAUUGCCUUGUUAAUUUUAAUCUGGUGUACAAGAAGAUAUUUUAAUCCUCUAAUAUAUGCACUUUGUUUUUGUAUGUAAA
Messenger RNA from Theobroma cacao (cacao), 2224 nucleotides. Its product is annotated as FRIGIDA-like protein. NCBI's taxonomy places the organism in Eukaryota, Viridiplantae, Streptophyta, Magnoliopsida, Malvales, Malvaceae. The record is from RefSeq and is a predicted model, not a curated record.